AGUCAUUCACAAAGUUUACUUAGCGAUUGAAACUGGAUUAACUGUUUAUCUAGCAUUUAACUUAUCAGGAGCAACUUGUAUCAAUAAAAUAAAGUAGUAAUAGAUCUAAUGUUCAGAAUUUUAUUUUUGAGACACGUGGAAGUGAAGUGUGUGGCUCGAUUUAGUCAGUUGUGCUCUCGAUAAGUCGGUGUCGUGUGCAACUAAGCCAGACAGACGCAACAGACACGCGUGUGACAAUUACAUUAAGUAAUAUUAAUCAUAAGUGUGAUCUACACGUGAAAACAUUAAAAAUUUAGUGUUUUUUAAACUAUAAACAAAAAACAAUGGACAAUUAAUGUUAAACUGUAAAUUUGGUGAUUAUAGUAACAAUACAUAAACAUUAAACUUUACUAAAGUAAUAAAAAUUAGUGCAACAUUUAUUUCCUGGUGUAAAAGUGAAUAAUAUUCAAUAAAAAUGAAUUUGUCGGAAAUAACCGAAGCGACACCUAUGUCACAACGAAGUAAACCAACACAAGAAAUCCAUCGCAGCGCGCAAGUAACCUCGACAAAAAAGCAAUCGGUUAAAGAAUGGCUGCAUGAUUUACAACCCCUGCAACUUUAUGUCAUCCUGGCAUUGACGACGUGUUUCUUCGCCGCUGAACUCUUCGUUGCGCAUAUUACGCAUGCGCUUACGCUGCUCAUGGACUCAUAUCACAUGCUAUGCAAUAUAAUCGCAUUGACUGGUUGCAUAAUCACUAUCAAGCGUGGAAAAUCAGACGUAGCUGAUAAUACUAAUGAACCGCCAAGUCUUGCGUCCUCAGUGGGAGAUGUUACCACUAGCGAACUGACAAAAUGUCAGGAUAAAAAGAAACAUAAAAUCACACAACGCGGCGCACAACGUGAACGAAAACUGAGGAAUACUUUCGGCUGGACAAGAAUCGACGUCAUUGUCAUGUUAAUCUGCUGCGUGUUUCUUGCUUCUUUGAGUUUUUCACUUGUAGUCGAAGCACUGCAGACCCUGUUUCAUAUUGAUCAUCAACACGAAGUCCACGAGCCUAUUUUUGUUGUCUGCAUUGGUGCAACCGGUCUACUCCUAAACGGAAUCUGUUACCUCCUCAUAGGAGGAUUUACUUUCCAUCAAGGAUCAUUUUUAUAUGUGACUGAGAGUGGUGAUGUUGUUCUGGACCGUGUGGUCACCCACGAUUCAGUCCACAAAGGACAACGGCGUCUGAGCAGCACGAAACGUCAACAGAUCAAACCGCAAUACCGACAGAGACAAGGAUGUCGAGAAAUGAUGCGUGAUGUCAUCGGAAGUGUUUUCGUCAUCAUCUGUGGCUUAGCUACGUUUUUAACUGAAUCACACGUGGCGAAGUUCGUUGAUCCACUGCUCGCCAUUUUGUCAUCCACCAUGUUGAUGUACUUUAGUUAUCCCUACAUGAAAGAAAGUGGAUUGAUUCUGUUGCAAACUAUCCCUGGAAGUAUCAACAUUGAUUCAAUCAAGACCCAGUUGAUUGAUCACUUCCCAGAUAUCAUCAAUGUGCAUGAUCUUCAUGUGUGGCAGAUGACAGCAACUAAAGUGAUAUCCACAGCGCAUAUUAUUUUUCAAAACCCGAAGGGUUAUCAUAGGAUUAUUGAUGAGGUUAGAAUGGUUUUUACUGAACAUGGCAUAACGCAAGUUACAAUCCAACCGGAGUUUUUCAAAGCUGCUAGUGUGGAGAGUUUGGAGGAAUCGACGAAAAGUCCACUUUGUUUGGUUAAGUGCACGGAUGAGGCUUGUUUGAGUAGUUAUUGUUGUCCAACUGAACAUUUACAGUUACAAGGAUGGAAAAGUCGUGAAGUCCUCACAAGUGUCUCCACAACUUCAUUAAACAAAGAUGCUGAAACACCCCAAGCGUCACAAGCAUCACCAGCGUUGCCAGAAGUACCAGAAUCCAUUGAAGUCCCAUCAACAGUGACAACAACCGAACAAUAAUAGCCAUAAAAUAUAUUCACGUGUAUAUAAUAACUGAGUCAGUAGAAAUUAAGACAAAAACGAGUGAAAACAACGAAAAUAAGACAAUAAGUGAGGUUAGAUUUAAGUUUUAAUACUUUUUAUAAUAUAUGACAAGGUUUUUAACCUCAAAUUUGUGACCAAAAGAUAUAUUACGACUAAAAUGAACACAUUCCAGUUUGUAUAAUGAUUAUAAUGAUUCUUUACUAAUUAUUAACGCUAAUAAAUAUUAUUUAAGUUGUAUUAAA
This is a messenger RNA of Dalotia coriaria, 2217 nucleotides long. RefSeq names its product Zinc transporter 77C (gene ZnT77C). Lineage: Eukaryota; Metazoa; Arthropoda; Insecta; Coleoptera; Staphylinidae. Gene Ontology annotation, cellular component: membrane. The record is from RefSeq and is a predicted model, not a curated record. The transcript is spliced from 4 exons. The coding region runs from base 455 to 1951 and encodes 498 amino acids. Gene Ontology annotation, biological process: detoxification of zinc ion; zinc ion transmembrane transport; intracellular zinc ion homeostasis. Gene Ontology annotation, molecular function: zinc ion transmembrane transporter activity.